AUGCUCUUCAGGCAUUGGUCUCUUUUCCUGCCUCGGCUCACCUCCGAGCCUGCAAAGCUGAACGGGGCCUAUACGCUGAUGCGACAGCAGCGCAACCCUGGCUUCUUUGACCAGCUGCGAGAGAAGCUGCAUCAGAUUCUGCAAGACUGCGACAUGCUGCAUGUUUCCGGUCAGGCGUGCUCCGUCGAAGGUGGGCUGGAAAAGGUUCUGAACGUGGUGCUGCAGUCUCUCGUUUUUGCGAUGGGAUUUUUGCAGAACCGGCAGUUCCACAAGGCCUUUGUGCUGGGCGAGCUCUGCGUGCAGGUCUCGGACCAGCUCGCCGACGCUGAGAGCACGGUGGACUUGACCUUCUGGCGUCUGUUAUGUCGCGUCUACCUCGGCGGCGCCUAUCUUCAGCUCCGAAG
This is a messenger RNA of Symbiodinium necroappetens, 404 nucleotides long. Lineage: Eukaryota; Dinophyceae; Suessiales; Symbiodiniaceae. The record is from the annotation of a GenBank genome assembly.